Messenger RNA from Salvelinus sp. IW2-2015, 1040 nucleotides. Its product is annotated as nuclear receptor subfamily 0 group B member 1-like. Gene Ontology annotation, molecular function: transcription corepressor activity; transcription factor binding. The record is from RefSeq and is a predicted model, not a curated record. Lineage: Eukaryota; Metazoa; Chordata; Actinopteri; Salmoniformes; Salmonidae. Gene Ontology annotation, cellular component: cytoplasm; nucleus. Gene Ontology annotation, biological process: negative regulation of transcription by RNA polymerase II.
UAUUAAAAAGUCUAAACAAGUUGUCAAUGAGGAGGAAGGAAAUAUAAAACCUCACCUUCCACGUCGCCAGGGUUGUCUUUGCCAGCUAUCAACAGAAGGACGGGAUGGCUUGCUUUGACAGCUGCCAGUGCCUCGGCGAAAGGGGACAAAGAAGCAUCCUUUACAGCAUUUUGAAAAACGACAACCAACCGAAUCAGCAUUCACAGGGGGGCGAGGUUGGCGGUCCUCAACAGCAGGCUUGUUCGUGUGGAUCUAAAGAGAAAGUGGUUCUCCGUUCUCCCCAGACAACGUGUAAAGCAGCGUCGGCAGGCCUUUUAAAAACGCUGAAGUUUGUUAAAAAUGUACUUUGUUUUCGGGAACUUCCAGCGGAGGACCAGGUACAGCUCGUGCGCAACAGCUGGGCCCAGCUGCUCGUUUUGGGCAUGGCGCAGGUGAUCGACUUCGAGACCAUGGAGACGCCAGAUUUCAGUAUGUUACAGAACAUACUAAACAGCGGACAAGGAAGACAGGAGACCGCGCACGGGCGCAGUGACCAAGGCGUUUCUCUCACUGAUGUCCAAGGAAUAAAAAUGUUUUUGAAUAAAUGUUGGGGACUGGACAUCAGCACCAAAGAAUAUGCAUAUUUAAAGGGAGCCAUUCUCUUCAAUCCAGACAUUGCAGAGCUCCGGUGUCAAAGCUACAUUCCACUGCAGAGCGAAGCGCAUCAAGCCCUUAAUGAAUAUGUGAAAGCCACUCACCGAAGAGACUCUACAAGGUUCACUAAACUAUUCAUCGCGCUCUCCAUGCUACCCAUCAAUGCAAACGUCGUUGCUGGACUUUUCUUCAAACCUGUCAUCGGCACGGUCAAUGAUGAACUUCUCCUCGAGAUGUUUUACGGAAAAUAGACUGAAUAAACUGUUUAAAGACUGAAUAUAGACAGGGCUGUGGACUGGAGGCUGAACAGAAUAACAACAGGCAGGUGUAUACUGUAGGGUUGCUAUCCAAUGUAUUUAUUUUGCUAUAACGACAUCCUAUUUUGUAAAAUAAAAGUGUUUGCUGAA